Molecule: messenger RNA, 2583 nt
Organism: Tilletiopsis washingtonensis
Lineage: Eukaryota; Fungi; Basidiomycota; Exobasidiomycetes; Entylomatales
Product: Metallo-dependent phosphatase
Exons: 6
Coding region: 278-2488 (736 amino acids)
Molecular function (GO): hydrolase activity
Source: RefSeq, a predicted model, not a curated record
CUCGCCGCGUGCCUAGCUUAUUCGCCGUUCCUGGUGUCUUGCUCGCCGCUGUCGUGUGCGGCUGCGGCACAGCGGCUGCGUCACUUGCCGGCGGUGCCGCGCGGCUGCUCCGCCCCUGUCAUCGCGCUGCCGCUCCCUCACCACGCCGGUGAUGGCCGCCGCAUCUCGCGCCGCUCAAGAGGGCGACGACGACGAGGCGGCGGCGCUCCUCCCAGUCGCCGCUGCUGCUCCCUCCUCACGCCCGCACCCGCACCGCCAGCGCCGCCUGCUGCUCGCCAUGCUCCCGCCGCUGCUGCUCCUCCCGCUGCUCGCCUGGCUGCUCCUGGCGCGCGCCUCGCCCGUCGCGCCGCCCCAGAGCGUCGACUAUGCGGCGCCGUCGGCCUUCCCCACGAGCCUGUGGCAGAGCUACUUCCUGUCGCCUGCCGAUGCACACAUGACGGCUGUGCCGCGGCCCGCCGUGUCGGACGUGGCGCACACGCGCGUGUUCGGCGAUGCGCUCGCCACGGCGCAGAUUACGGGCGCGCCGUCGCGCGACGCCGUCUUUCCGCGCCCCUCGUCGGCGCCGGCAGCGAACCUGACCGAGACGGUGCUCGCGAACCUCACGUCGCUCAUCCGUGCCAACACGGGCAACGACAGCUGCGCGACGUGCCUCUCGGCGCUGGCGCUCGGCCAGACGCUGGCUCGCUCGGCGCCGCACCACGUGCCCGGCGUGCUGCAGACGCUGUGCGAGCGCUUCGCCUUCCUCGGCACGGCGUCGGGCCUGGCGCUGUCCGACGUGUGCCGGCGCACGUACGCCCCGGCGGCGCUUGGCGCGUCCUACACGCAGGUGCUGAGCUACGCCAACCUCACGUCGGCGUCUGCCGACGGAUGCUACCUGUGCCACUACGUCGCCAAGGGCGCCUGCCCGCUGCCGGCGCCGCGAGUCUUUGACGCCGCCUUCCUCGACGCCUGGUUCGGCGGCGCCUCGAAGCGCGCGGCCCUCACGCGCCGGCAGCUGGCGCCGCGCUCGCCCGCCACGCCCGGCAAGACGCUGCGUGUGCUGCACUUCUCGGACAUUCACGUCGACCCGCGCUUCCUCGUCGGCGCCGAGGCGCGCUGCACCAGCGGCCAGUGCUGCCGCGCCGAGAGCUUCAACAGCAGCGUCGCCGCCGCGCCGCCGCUCUCGCGCGAACAGCCGCUGCCGGCGGCCAAUGUCUCCGAGACGGCCGUGUACUGGGGCAACUACAAGUGCGACUCGCCGUGGUCCCUCGCGCUCUCGGCGCUCGAGGCCGUCAAGCACGUCAACGGCAAGGCCGUGGACAUGAGCCUCUACACCGGCGACAUGGUCACGCACGACGCCGUCUGGCACAUCUCGCGCGAGCUCGUGCGCUACACGCAGCAGGCCAUGUACGACGUCUUCAAGCGGCUCCUCGGCUCUGGCCCCGUCUUCUCGGCCAUCGGCAACCAUGACACGGCGCCGUCCGACUUUGCCUCGCCCUCCUCCCUGCCCGACGACACGCGCGGCCAGUUCUCCUACGACUGGCUCAACCUGCGCCGCCUCUUCGUCGCCGAGGGCUGGUUCACGCACGCCGAGGCGCAGCAGGUCGGCCGCCACUACGGCGGCUUCUCCGUGUCGCCGCGCCAGGGCCUGCGCGUCGUGGUGCUCAACACCGACUUCUGGUACCGCGGCAACGUGUACAACUACCUCAACUCGAGCGCGCCAGACAUCAGCGGCAACCUCAAGUGGCUCACGCACGAGCUCGAAGGCGCCGAGAAGCGCGGAGAGCGUGUGUGGAUCGUGGGCCACGUGCUCACCGGCUGGGACGGCAGCAACGGUCUUGACAACCCGACGACGCUCUUCCACCACAUUGUCGCUCACUUCUCGCCCAAGACAAUUGCGCACAUCUUCUUUGGCCACACGCACGAGGACCAAUUCAGCGUGUUCUUCCCGCAGGCCGCCAAUUCCACGUCGAAUGCAACGGCCCUGGCGCCGGCGCACGAGGCGCAGGCCGUGGCAUUUAUGGCGCCGAGCAUCACGCCCGGCAGCAACGUGAACAGCGCCUUCCGCAUCUACACUGUCACUGAGGGCACGUGGGAGGUGCACGACUACGACGAGUACUACGCCGACGUCUCCUCCUUCCCCGAGCUCCCGGGCACCGACCACGGGCCCGUCUGGCGCCACCUCUACUCGGCACGCGAGGCAUACUCAAACUUCAGCGCCUCCGCGGCGGCGGGCAACUACAGCGGCCAGGUGCCGCUCGCUUCGGGCCAGUGGCCGGCCUCUGCACCGCUCAACGCCACCUUCUGGGCGGCGCUGACGGACGAGAUGUGGGCGCGGCCGGCGCUCGUCGACACCUUCCGCGAGCGCCAGGGCCGCAACUCGCCGCGUGCGCGCCAGUGUGCCAGCCAGGCGUGCCGCGACGCCAUGGUGUGCUACAUGCGCUCGGCCGACGGCGUCGAGGGCAAGAGGUGCCCGAGCGGCGACGGCUUUGCCAGCGUGCAGGGCUAGAGUGCCGAAGCUGUUGCGACUCGCGCCGCCCGACGCUGCCCAUAGAGCUUAUCUCAUAGAGUUCGCUAGUGAAUCAAGAUUCUGGACGGCUCGGG